This is a messenger RNA of [Torrubiella] hemipterigena, 1778 nucleotides long. The record is from the annotation of a GenBank genome assembly. NCBI's taxonomy places the organism in Eukaryota, Fungi, Ascomycota, Sordariomycetes, Hypocreales, Clavicipitaceae.
CUGCUGGAUGCGGCGCUGGAGUCCACCCAUCAAGCCCCCCGCAUUCGCCGAGGUUCCAGGGCUUCCAUGCAUUUCCGCAAAACCCCUCCGGCCGCGCCUCACAAACCAAGAGCACAUGACUGACUAACGCUGACAAAAGUCAACUGUCGGCUAUCCCCAAAUCGCUGAAAGAAAAGGAAAUACACCGUAGCUUUAUCGCUUUUUCCUGGUGACCUAUAUUCCUACCAUUUAUCUCUUCUUUUCACGCCCUUGACCCUACUUCAAUUCGCGCUGUCAGCGCCGGCAUCGCUCGCAAUGCCUACAAUCACAUCCGGCAACGCCGAUUCAACCCAACUUCCCCCAUUCUAUUCACCUCGCACGAACGCUGUAUCAGAUGAUGCAGCUCAUCCCGAAUCACAACAUGUCGACGAACUAAACCUGGCGACACCGACCGAGUCCACACAACCACCACCACCGUCCCUCCUCUCACCCGCCUUCACCCCGCCAGGAACGCCUGGCACACAGACGCCUGGCCGCUCAGCUCCUCGCAGUGUACCUGUUGAUAGCUCGGUCGCAUCUGGCGGUUGUGGUACUAAGAAGCCAAAACUUCUCGAUGCCCUUCCUGAAGUCCAGUGCAUUGUGCGCGCGCGAAUCCCGACCGUCAAUGGUACCGAAAUGUUCCUCCACCUCUAUACCAAUAACGUGGAUAACAAAGAGCACUUGGCGAUUGUGUUUGGCAAGCACAUCCGGAGCACAAGUUUGGAUGCCCCACGAGAAGGUGAGACGGAAAUGGAUCGCAUGAUCCGUGGUGCGUAUACUGGCCGUCUCUACCCCGGCCGCGUGACAAGUGGCGCAGAUGUCGAGGCUGCUCCGAAAGCAGAUGCUAAACCGGCUGAACCGCCUCUUGUUCGUAUACAUUCCGAAUGCUACACUGGCGAGACUGCGUGGUCUGCACGUUGCGAUUGCGGUGAGCAGUUGGACGAGGCGGCCAGGUUGAUGGCACUGCCCGAGAACAAGGCGGGCGGAAUCAUUGUAUACCUUCGACAAGAGGGCCGUGGAAUUGGUCUAGGCGAAAAGCUCAAGGCGUACAAUCUUCAAGAUCUAGGAUCUGAUACUGUCGAAGCUAAUCUCCUCCUGCGACACCCCGCCGAUGCGAGAAGCUACGGUCUUGGAACAGCUAUUCUACAAGACUUGGGUCAAAAAGAGGUUCGCUUGUUGACCAACAAUCCUGACAAAAUCCGAGCUGUUGAAGGCCCUCACAGGGAGAUUGUUGUCACUCAGCGUGUUGCCAUGGUGCCGCUCUCGUGGCGUGGCAAGGGUGGAUUCCAAAGUGAAGAGGUAGAGGGCUACUUGAAGGCAAAGAUUGAAAAGAUGGGACAUAUGCUCGACAUGGGUGGCUUGCCCCGAUAAGCUACCAUUACCGCUAUCACAACGACGAUCACAAGACAACCCCAUUUUACAAACAACGUUAUACAACAUCGAACAGCACGCUAUGGCAUAGACGGAGUUACAAGGCGUUUCAUUUUUGUUUUUACACCCUGGAUUAUAGCCAAAGAAUGGAUUACCUCGAGAACUGGGAAGGCGAUACAGAUAGAGAGUAUAAUUAUACCUCCUAUCACAUACACUACCUCUACCUAUGGGAUAUGCUCUUGCAUUUGUUAAUUUAUUACAUGAAAAUAUACAUACUCUUCUUUCUAACCAAAUUUAUAAAAUAUAAGCUCUUAUAUGAAGGUGGCAGCUUGCAGUAGUCCGCACUGUCACGUCUUAAAAUCAGGCCCCACAUGCGGUUACUGGCAGCC